GGUCAAUUCGGAGAAAAACAUGGGCCGGCAGUAUUACACCGCCCGCCGAAUUUCUUUCCUUCACCUCCAUCACCGGCUUUUCGGCCGCAGACCACCGUUUCCAUGGCUUCGAAUUUGUCCGUUCGAGCGGUCAGAACCGCUUGCAUUGCAUCAAAGGCCCGCCCAGCUGCGGGUCUGAUGCCCUGCCGCUCUCUGAGCUCGAUGCCAGACGUGCCGACCGCGGAAUCAGACAAGCCCCGAUGGUCCUACACUCCGCCGCGCGCAAAGGCGCCUUUUAGUCUCCGGAUGAACUCCAAGCGCCCCAGUUUCCACGUCAACACGGAUCCCACCCUCCUCGACCAAUUCUACAUCCGCAUGCUGGGGAAUGGCGGCGACCGAAUGCUCUCGGAUGAGCUCAAGUGGUUGGCGGUGACACAUAAGAGUUUUGACCAAGGGCGUCGCGGGUUCAAUGACCGAUUGGCCUUCCUAGGCAAGCGAAUCGUGCAAUUGCAGACAUCGCUGGCCCUGGUGCAGCGGGAGACCCCCAGCGCCCCCGUCACCAAGGACGAGUAUGGCCGCGUGCCCUUCGUCCAUCCGGCUCUCAACGGGCUGAAAAACCUUUCGUCAGACACCAAGGGCUUCAUCACCGAUCGCUCGAAGCUUGCGGAUCUCGCCCAGAAGUACCAAAUGCAGAAUGUGAUUCGAUGGAACCCCGCCAAGCCUGAUAAUCUCUACCGAUCCGGCCUUGAGCUCGUCCUUGCGAACGCUUUGUACGCGGUUGUUGGUGCCGUUUCGUUGGAAAAAGGGGGCAAAGUUGCCAACAAGGUGGCCCAGGACCGAAUCCUCGAACCAUUGGGAGUGUAA
Penicillium alfredii is the source of this 843-nucleotide messenger RNA. RefSeq names its product mitochondrial 54S ribosomal protein mL57. Gene Ontology annotation, cellular component: mitochondrial large ribosomal subunit. Lineage: Eukaryota; Fungi; Ascomycota; Eurotiomycetes; Eurotiales; Aspergillaceae. The record is from RefSeq and is a predicted model, not a curated record. The annotation marks the transcript as partial. The transcript has 3 exons. Gene Ontology annotation, molecular function: ribonuclease III activity; structural constituent of ribosome. Gene Ontology annotation, biological process: mitochondrial translation; RNA processing.